CUUCCAUCACGGCAAUCCAGAGCUUCAACAUCGUCUUUUCUCAUAUCAACCGCAGCUGAUACUUGAUCAUACUGGUAUCGGGAUAUCUUGGCAAAGUCGCACUAUCAAGUUUUGUUUACGAUAAGAGCUUGCGGGGACACGCACGCCCACGUCUUUGCCCCGCAUCGAGCUCCAGUAUCACCAUCUAUCAACACCUAUCUUACCAGCAAAACAAAGCUCAUACCACAGCCGCCAUCACACAGCAACAAGUAUAGCAUUUGUACAAGCAUGGCUGGCGAGAGGCCGUUCCCGGCAUCGCCUCUGCCUAUAGGCGGGCCGAGAAAAUCCAGCUCGGGUGCUCGCUCAACAAUGUCCCCCAAGUCGGUUUCCGUGCUCGGUGCCCAUCCUUAUGGAUCACUUCAUGUUGUCCAACCUGACGAGCCCAUGGAUAUAGAGGAACGGCAGGAUAGUCCGCCUCCUCCUCUGGACCCCCCUGAGAGCCUGAACAGCCGAAAACAAGUUCAGUUUAGCGAUGCUCGGACAGAGAUCCGAGACGACUCGUCGAGUCUAUCAAACAGUAUGUCCAUGAGCCACUCCAUGGGCGGAGGAGACGUGCUCCUCAUUUUGGAUCUGCCCGAAGUCUAUCUCGUGGGAUACGAUACCACCUCAUUCACUGCCAGGCACUUUGGAGGCAUCAGGGAUAUCCCGCCCGGCCCUCAUUUCUUCUGGGUAACCCAUCCCGACAGCGGCGCCGUCAGGACUGGUUUCUGGAUUGUAUCCUCUGGCACACACCAAGUUCAUGUUUUGCAAUGGGACAAGUUCAACGAGACUGUGCUUGAACCAUCACGAGCAGAAGCCCGGAUCCAGGCCGAAAAUCUCGACAGUUUUCAUGACAAGCUGGUCCCUUAUAAUGACCCCUCGUCCGUCAAUCCAGAGGGAGAAAAGCUUGAUACAACCGUCCAAAAGGCAGCGAAUGAGAAAUGGAAGAUAUGGAAACAGUUAUCUGGGCACGUCAUCGAAGAGGUGCUCAGCCGCGUUACCGGGCAGCACGCCAGCAGUUGGCAUGUCGAUACAACGGAUCGUGUCAAGGGAGCUGUCCUUUUGGGCGCAGAGAUGGAGCUUGAAAUAAGAUUCGCAAACCAUGUGCUCCAAUCGAGAGAACUCAACUUCAGCUUCUCGCAGCACUCAAAGACAUAUUCUGCUAAUACUCUGGGAGCCGCUCGAAGCUUGGCUGCUACAGAUGCAACGUCCUACAUGAUGUCUGUCAUGACUGAACCCAACAAGGAGCUAUCCGAAGUUGACGUUGUUGGGGAACUGCAGUUUGCCUUUAUUGUCGGCGUGCAUCUUGGAAACGAUGCCUGUAUCCAGCAGUGGUGGCAUAUGGUGCUCAAGCUCAUCCUCAAGGCAUAUCUUUUGCCGGAGUACCGCCCAGUACUCGCUGCUAAGCUACUGCAGACCAUUGCCGCGCAGCUUCAAUACAGCUCCGAGUGGCUGGACGAGUCCAUCAUGGACUAUAGCGGCUCCAACAGCCAAGAGCUGAGGCUCGCCCUCAUCAUCUACAAACGCCGGCUGGAAGAGGUCCUCAAGAGCCUCGGCACUAACGCCACACCCGAACAGACCAAAGUCGGCACCGCGUUCGCCAGAGUGGAAGCCGAAGUCGUGGCCCUCGGGUGGGAUCUGCAUGCCGACUACCUGAGAAAGGGUAAAGUGAUGAUGGAAGACGGCGAGGAGGUCGAGGUGGAAAUGGCAGAGCUGCAGGCUGAAGACGAGCGUGGCGAGUGGGCGCCUGAAGUUGUCGAGCUUGACGAGCAUGGACGCCAGCGGGACUUGGUGUCGUGGAACGAUUAGGGGUUUACGGCCACGGACGGGCGUGAACGGGACGAGAGGCAGGAUGUCAGGCGGUCUGUGGAGGAGCCGCGUGAGAGGCAUGCUGGCUGGACGGGCUUGAAUGGGUGGUCGAAAUUGAUGACUGGGAGGAGGAUGAGUGCUCUGAAACAGGCAAAGAAACGGAUGAUUUUGUCAGAGUCUCCUUGAAAUGGAGGUUUUCUGAGCUUGAGUGAUUGUUUAUCCAUGCUUGGCGUUUGGGGGACUGGGCGGGUGUAUAUGGAGUGUAUUCGGUAUGGUUGGGUAGAUUGAAAAGUGCUACGGUCGUUUGGGUCUAUGGAGGUUAUUGAGCUCUGCUUUGAUGGAUAUCCGUAGUCAAACCUAUAUGUUUACUCGAUUGGCCCUUUGAGCUGGGGUGCUUGAGAAUGUAUAUUGCAGACUCUUCAUUUAUGAGGGAGCAAGAGAUUUGUCCCGUCUUUUGGAGAGGGUCCCCCCAUCUUGAUUGCUUUAUCCUGUUGGAAAC
Trichoderma harzianum CBS 226.95 is the source of this 2326-nucleotide messenger RNA. RefSeq lists its product as hypothetical. The coding region runs from base 268 to 1827 and encodes 519 amino acids. Gene Ontology annotation, biological process: spliceosomal tri-snRNP complex assembly. The record is from RefSeq and is a predicted model, not a curated record. The transcript has a single exon. Lineage: Eukaryota; Fungi; Ascomycota; Sordariomycetes; Hypocreales; Hypocreaceae.